AUGUCCUCCCGCGCGGUUCGCAAGCUGCAAAGGCUUCGCGAGCAGGAAUUGCAGCAAGCCGACCAAGACGAAUCGAGCGAAGAUGAAACCGUUUUGCGACCAUCUAAACCGAAGCUCAACGCUUUCGAUCUUCUGAAUGCUGCGGAAGAAGAAGAGGAAGAGGAAGAGCCUGAAGAAGAUACCGGAGAUGUGACCCCCCAACUGCCACAAUUUGAACCUGAACCUGAACCCUCGAAACCCACCGAAGCCAGUAAAAAGAAGAAGAAGAAGAAGAAGAAGAAGACUCCUCCCAAAACAAGCGGUGCGGAAGGGCCAGCAUCUACCAAGACAAAGGGUGCAAAAUUGAAUGAUAUUGACAACGCCCUGAAAGAUCUGGCCGUCGAGAACAAACCCGGGCAAGAUGGCAAUGUUACAUUGUCUACGAGUGAUCGCUCGUUCCCAAAGACCCCCGAACAACUAUUAGGUAUCGACCCGAGAGCCCUUAAUGCAAUUAACGAAAUGAAGAAGCUGUUCGGAAACGUCGUGUUGGAAAACUUUGACCAGGAUGACUCCGGGGCAGGCCGCAGAAGAGGGAGAACCGAGACGGUGGAUCUUGGGCGCGCUUUGACCGGAAGAUACUGUCCAGCAAGUCGAGGACAAAGCUUAGCGGGCGUGACUUUGCGGCGGAACUCUCUCAUGCAGGCAAAUGAUGAAUGGCCCCGUGCUCCUAACGGUGGUUUGGGAAUGGAAUUGGAGGAAAGGCUUCCGGAUGGUUCUACGAAAUAUCGGAUCGUACACAACCUCUCGUAUCAGGAUGUACAGCGGCAGUUCGAUCUGUGCGUCGAAUCGAUGGACCCGCAAAGAUUAAUCGCCCUCCUUCAAUACAACCCGUAUCAUAUCUCCACGAUACUUCAAGUGUCUGAUAUAGCCAAGCAUCAGGGCGACCAUGCCGUAUCCGCUGACCUUCUUGAGCGUGCACUUUUCAAUAUUGGUCGUUCCGCCCAUUCGACGUUCAACAACCGCAUCAAAGAGGGGCAGGCAAAGCUUGACUUCGGGCAUUCAGAAAACCGGGAACUUUGGCUUGUGGGGUGGAGAUACAUCGCCAAUUUGGGGAUGAAGGGGACAUGGAGGACUGCAUAUGAAUGGGCUAAGCUGCUUCUCAGCCUUAAUGCAAAUGACCCGUAUUGCAUUAGACUAAUGAUCGAUCACCUGGCUCUUCGAGGUAGGGAAUAUGCUCAUUUUGUUGAGCUGUGUACCCAGACUCGGUUGAGUGAGGAAUGGGAAAAGUAUCCCAAUAUCCAGUGCUCGCUUGCACUGGCUUAUCUCCGCCUGAACAAACCUCAGGAAUGCCGGCAACAACUACGUCUUGCCAUGUCCCGCUACCCAUGGGUGUUCUGUAGACUCGCACAGGAACUAGAUAUCCAGCCUAUGCCCAAGCGAGUCUGGGGCAAGAUGCCACCAACUGAUGUUCAUGAACUACUCACCGAACUGUACAUCGCACGAGCGAAGGACCUCUGGAACACACCAGAGAUCGUUUCGUUGAUUGUCGAGGUCGCGGAUACUUUACCAGAGAAGGAGGAACCUGUUGAACCGCCGGAGAUCACAUUGGAUAUUGCUCGUCAUGUGAUUCUUUCCGACAUUCCUCGGGUCACCACCCAUCUUCCUAGUCGCUUCGUUUCUGGGCGUAUUUCCGCAUCCGAUCCUCUCCCUCCUUUUGAAUCGGACGCUCACCGCCAGCAGUCUGACCCAACCCCGUCAUACUUGUCUCGAAUUCCGGAGGUUGGACGACCACAAUGGCUUCGUGAUCUUCUCGACCAGAUCAACAACGGAGCCAUUCACUUCCCUCGGUUCCGACAAGGAGAGGACGAAGAAGUGCAUAAUGAUGAUUUUCGUCCCGGUGAAGAGACUGAGGAAGGACAUACAGCAGGCGUCCCACAUCCAUCAGUCGAGGAUCAACCCGUGCUCCAGCAGUGGCUCUUGGCUGAUGGCAUGCAGGCUUUGGAGGCAUACCUCCAAGAGCAUGGUGUCGACCCGGGUAAUUGGGAUGAGCUUAUUGAUUACACCCCACUUAUGGAUUAUGUAGAUGCAUUGGAUGGAAUCCAGCCCAAUUCAGCUCAACAGCAGCUCCUGUACGGGCCGAUCCGAGAAGCGUUGGGUGACAUUGUGGUGGCAAUGUUGGAAAACGAGUUGGAGAUGCUGCAGGAUCAAGUUUGA
Molecule: messenger RNA, 2193 nt
Organism: Aspergillus ruber CBS 135680
Lineage: Eukaryota; Fungi; Ascomycota; Eurotiomycetes; Eurotiales; Aspergillaceae
Product: transcriptional repressor TCF25 family protein
Exons: 1
Coding region: 1-2193 (730 amino acids)
Biological process (GO): rescue of stalled cytosolic ribosome; ribosome-associated ubiquitin-dependent protein catabolic process
Cellular component (GO): RQC complex
Source: RefSeq, a predicted model, not a curated record